Molecule: messenger RNA, 1188 nt
Organism: Lachancea dasiensis
Lineage: Eukaryota; Fungi; Ascomycota; Saccharomycetes; Saccharomycetales; Saccharomycetaceae
Source: the annotation of a GenBank genome assembly
AUGCGUUUCUCCCAGGUUCUCUCGUCUGCCACUCUAGCUGGCGCUGCUUUGGCCAACCCCAUGGGCCACGAGCACGUCCCUCAUAAGAGAGACGUAGCUUACGUGACCAACGUCCAGACUACCACCGUGUACGGUACCGCUCCUCAGCAAAUUGGCGGCCAGUCCACGACUCUGGCUCUUGACGCCUCCAACUCGGUGGCCCAACAAGCUGCUACACAGACGUCUUCGCUAUCGGGGCUCUCCAGAGGCGUUGAGGCCGCUCCUAGCGAGGCUCCAUCCUCCACCGCCAGCGCUUCGUCCUCUGUUGGCACCUCCUCUUCUUCCGCGUCGUCCUCUGUUGGCACCUCCUCUUCCGCUUCUACCAGCAGCUCCUCAUCCUCUUCUGCUCCUUCCAGCAGCUCUUCCUCUUCUGUCGGUUCCAGCGGUGCCAAAGGUAUCACCUACUCUCCUUACAGCAACUCUGGUGCUUGUAAGAGCUCUUCGGACAUCGCUUCCGACUUGGCCCAACUUUCAGGUUACGAUAUCAUCAGACUUUACGGUGUGGACUGCGACCAAGUGUCCGCCGUUUUGCAAGCUAAGAGCUCCAACCAAAAAGUGUUUUUGGGUAUCUACUACGUCGACGCUAUUCAGGAUGGUGUCGACACCAUCAAGAGCGCCAUUGAAGCUCAUGGCUCUUGGGACGAUGUCCAUGCAAUCUCCAUUGGUAACGAAUUGGUCAACUCUGGUUCUGCCUCUGUUUCUCAAGUAGGUUCUUACGUCUCCGAAGGUAGAUCCGCUUUAAAGUCUGCUGGUUACACCGGCUCUGUUGUUUCUGUGGAUACUUUCAUUGCUGUCAUUAACAACCCUGGUUUGUGCGACCACUCUGACUUCAUGGCUGUCAACGCCCACGCUUACUUUGACUACAAUACCGCCGCUGAAGACGCCGGUAGCUGGUUGGUCGAGCAAAUCCAAAGAGUCUGGGGUGCUUGCCAAGGUAACAAGGAAGUGUUGAUCACUGAGUCCGGAUGGCCUUCCAAGGGUGAAACUUUGGGUAAAGCGGUAGCGUCCAAGAGCAAUCAAGAAAGUGCCAUUAGCUCUAUUGAGUCUUCUUGCGGUUCUGAUGUUAUUUUGUUCACUGCUUUUAACGACUACUGGAAGGCCGAUGGUGCUUACGGUUGCGAAAAAUACUGGGGUAUUCAAUCUAGCUAA